Molecule: messenger RNA, 1623 nt
Organism: Dama dama (fallow deer)
Lineage: Eukaryota; Metazoa; Chordata; Mammalia; Artiodactyla; Cervidae
Gene: ZNF671
Product: zinc finger protein 671
Biological process (GO): regulation of transcription by RNA polymerase II
Molecular function (GO): RNA polymerase II cis-regulatory region sequence-specific DNA binding; DNA-binding transcription factor activity, RNA polymerase II-specific
Source: RefSeq, a predicted model, not a curated record
AUGGCCGCCAGGAGGAGGACGCCGGAAGUCCCGCCCCGAGGAGAGCCACAGGCACGGAAAUGCCUUUAUGUUGUCCUGUCAUUGGCUCAAAACGGCACACAGCCUUCUGGACUUGGCCCUAUCAAGGCUGGUUUCACUUGUCUUCUCUCGCCAACACCGUUCAUCCCGAGGGGCUGUGUCCUGUCUGAGGAUGUGUUUGUGUGCUUCUCCCUGGAAGAAUGGAGGCUCCUUGGUGAGGCCCAGAGAUUCCUGUAUGGAAAUAUGAUGCUGGAGAACUUGGCACUUUUAGCCUCCCUGGGUAAGGCCCUCACCAGAUCACACAUCAUCAUGCAGCUGGAGCAGAGGGAAGAAACCUGGAUACCUGCCCAGGUGGAGAUGACUCCAGCCACAGAGAAAGAGCCUCAUAUGGGACAUGAUUGUUGCCAUGGAGUGGAGGCUGAGGCUGCUUCCUCUGAGCAGACUGUUUCUUUAGAAGGAAUGUCACCAUUUAGGACCCCUGUGGCAGGUCUGAAGACCCAGCCAUAUGACAUGUCUGGCCCGGUAUCAAAAGACAUUUUUCACCUACUGAAUAACCAGGAGGGGAAAGCCAAACAGAAGCCACACAAGUGUGAGGCCUACGGGAGACAGUUCUGGUUCAGUGCAGACCUCCACCAGCACCAGAAACAGCACAGUGGAGAGAAAUUCUUCAGGAAGGAUGAGAGCAGAGACUCGAAAAGCUGCAGAAUCUGUGUGAUGGAGAAUAUUUAUGUACAUGGUGAAGGCAUAAUGCACAUGCCAGCUGCCUCUGACUUUCAGCACUAGGUCCCUCAUGACAGAAUGAAGCCCCACAUGAGCACUGGUUGUGGGGGAGCCCUUAGUACUGGACAGAAGCUUAACAAAUGCAGUGAAUGUGGGAAAGAAGUCACCUGGAAAGACACGCUUGCUUGACAUCAGAGAAUCCACACUGGAGAGAGACCUCAUGAGUGCAGCAAAUGUGGGAAAUGCUUCAGCCAAAGCUGUGACCUUUUCAAACAUCAGACCAUACACACAGGUGAAAGGCCUUACAAGUGCAACGAAUGCAGGAAAUUUUUCAGACAGGUCUCUGGCCUGUUUGAACACAGGCGAGUUCACACAGGAAAAAGGCUCUUUCAGUUCAGUAACUGUGGAAAAUUCUUUAACAGCAAAUCAAACCUCAUUCAACACUAGGAGGUUCACACAGGAGCAAGGCCAUACAUGUGCAGUGAAUGUGGGAAAGAGUUCAACUGCAAACUCACACUGGUUCUGCACCAGAGAACUCACACUAGAGAAAAGCCCUAUGAAUGCAGCGAAUGUGGGAAGACCUUCAGUCAAAGCUCCAACCUUAAUUUACACUGGUGAGUUCACAGUGACUACAAGUGCAGGAAAUGUGGGAAAGUCUUCAGUUGCAUCUCUAAACUCAUUCAGCACCAGAAGGCCCAUUCUGGAGAAAAGCCUUAUGAGUGUAGCAGGUGUGGGAAGGCGUUUGCUCAAAGGCCAAACCUUACUCAGCACUGGAAGGUUCACAUGGGAGCAAGGACUUAUGUUUGCAGUAACUGCGGGAAAGAGUUCAACUGCAAAUACAUUCUUGUUCUCCACCAGAGGACUCAUACUGGAGAAGAACCGUGA